Cydia fagiglandana is the source of this 1644-nucleotide messenger RNA. RefSeq names its product cylicin-2-like. The coding region runs from base 1 to 1644 and encodes 547 amino acids. The transcript is spliced from 3 exons. NCBI's taxonomy places the organism in Eukaryota, Metazoa, Arthropoda, Insecta, Lepidoptera, Tortricidae. The record is from RefSeq and is a predicted model, not a curated record.
AUGCUUUUGGCCGAUUAUUUAAGUAGUAAAUCGCUCGACACGUUUUCCUCGGUACCGAGAAGUGUCAUCAAGAGCUCAUGUUGGCAGACGGCGCAGACUGGGCUGCAGCUCACCGAGGAGCAAGCGGCUACGGAAAAGAAAGAAAAGGGUACUUCACAACAAUUUAAACAGAAAUCGCAAGGUACUGGCAGCGCAUCUGUUAGUGAUGGAAAUGAUAGCUCGAGUACUUCGUCUAAACGACGAACAAUCAAAAUUGAGUCAGGUGUUAGUUUCAGUAUAGAAUUUAUUGAUAAAGGGAAAACUGGGAGUUCUAAAAGUACUGUAUCGUCGGUAUCCAGCUCUGAACCAGAAAAAGACAAAAAGAAGAAGGCACUGCAUCGAUGUCUUUGUACCACAUCAUUUCCAACAGAUGAUAAAAAAUUAAAAAAUAAGCCAUGUGAUUCCGGCGUAUGUGUACCAGGCAAAUGCACUCCAAGUGAAUGUUUUAAACGACUUCAAGAAAAGUAUGGAAGUAAAAAGAAACCAAGUAAGACCGAUGUUUCUUCCAGUGAGGCAUCACAAACACGCAAAAAAAAAGAAAAAGAAGGAACAAUACUUAAAGAAAAAGGUUCAUCAAGCAUUUCAAAAUAUAAGGAAAGUGUCGAGGAAAAACCUCUCCCGCCGCCAGAAAAGUUUGACAUUGUUAAAACCAUAAAAAACUGUUGUAAAAAAUUACAAUUUUGGAAGAAAGAUAAGCAUAUAGAACUUAAACCCGGAGUUAUUGGCACUGACAUAUCCGUCAAAGAUGAUACUAAGAAAUUCGGUUCUAAUGCAUCUAUCCAGUCAGGUAAAUCAAAACUUCCAAAGAAAGACAAAAAAACGGCUGAGAAAGAUGAUAAAGGCCAACCAAUUACAGCGGAUGUAAAAACGUCAACUGGAAAAAAAGGAAUAAAAGAAAAGAAAGAAAAGGAAGAAACGAAAGGUAAGAAAGAACAGAAAGGUAAGAAAGAAACGAAAGAAACGACAGAAACGAAAGAUAAGAAAGAAAAGAAAGAAAAGAAAGGAAAGAAAGAACAGAAAGGAAAGAAAGAAACGACAGAAACGAAAGAUAAGAAAGAUAAGAAAGGAAAGAAAGAAACGAAAGAAAAGGGGAAGAAAGAUACUAAAGACGAAAUAAAAACAGAAACGAAAGCAACUGGGAAAAAGACCCGACCUUUAAAACCAUAUGAAUGUGAACCCGGUGUGUGUACUCCUAAAGUAUGCAGUCCAAAGGAGUGCUAUGAACGAAAAUAUCCACCUCCACCCCCAGCAAAGCUUAGCAACUUUAUGUUAUUCAAAAAUUGUGUACUAAAGGUUUGUUGCAAACGAGCACCUGCAGAAGAAAAAACUACUACUCCUUCGGAUGCGGCAACUCAGUCGCAAAAAUUAACACCUGAAAAAAUACCAGGGACCACUAUAUACCAAGAAAAGGGAACGUCAGGCCGAAAGGCCGGCAAGAAGCAGAAAGGAGAAACUCCGGCUGCAGAAAUGGGAGCGCCAGGCCCAAAGCCCGGCAAGAAGCAGAAAGGAGAAACUCCGGUUGCAGAAAUGGGAGCGCCAAGCCCAAAGCCCGGCAAGAAGCAGAAAGGAGAAACAGGCAAAUCUAAAAAAGAAGCGUAUGACUAG